This is a messenger RNA of Erythranthe guttata (spotted monkey flower), 750 nucleotides long. The record is from RefSeq and is a predicted model, not a curated record. NCBI's taxonomy places the organism in Eukaryota, Viridiplantae, Streptophyta, Magnoliopsida, Lamiales, Phrymaceae.
AUGGAGGGUUUCUGCAUUGAAAACACCAUCCCGCAACAUAUCGAGCCUGCAGCUGUGGAUGUGGAUGCUGCCGUCGUUGCUCCACCGGAGGAGAAGUUGGAGAAUGUCAGCGGAGAUGAUCAUGGAUUGGCGGCGGAGAGAUUUUCCGACAGCUGCAGCGGCACAAGUAAUAAACAUGCCGUCUGUAGCAAGAGAAAGAGAGGGCGCCCGAUGAAACAACCGCCGAUGGAGAUGCCACAACAAUCUGUGGCGAUGCCGGAAUAUUUCAUCAUUCCACCUACGCGGGGAAGAGGCCGGCCUAGGGGUUCCGGGAGGUGGCAGAGGAUGGCUGCCUCUUUCGGUGGGAUUGUUGCGCAGACUGAAGGAAGCAACUUCACUCCUCAUAGGAUUGAAAUUCAGAAAGGAGAGAACAUAGUUCAAAGGAUCAAGUCAUUUUCUAUGACGACUCCUGAUUCAAUUUGCAUUGUCUCGGCUUUCGGAACAGUCUCAACUGCAGAAAUUUUUGUACCUGCUUCUCCAGGUGGCAUUUCACGAUACGAGGGCAAUUUUUCAAUUGUACAUCUAAAUGGAUCGCAUACAUAUAAUGGAACUAGGCAUGCCAAAAGAUGUAUAUUGAGUGUUCAAUUGGCUAACCCUGAAGGCCUCUUUUAUGGUGGUGUUGUAGCCAAUUCGCUUAUUGCUGCUGGCCCAACUCAACUUGUUAUUGCUACGUUCAAACAAAAUCCAUGGCAGUUGAGUACGUUUUCUUGA